AUGCAUUUCACAUCUGCCCUUUGUCUUUUGCUUGGCAGCAGCGCUGGUGUCCUUGCUGAUCCUAUUCUUACUUCUUUUCCCAACUCUCUUGCCCUGCCGAGCAGUUUCGAUCCCAUCAAAGAGGCCUACUGGACUGGACUUCCUCACCAUCGAAGAACACCAUUCGCUGUUUCCCCAGAUGGAAAGUCGGCAUACUUGGCUUACCUUGACGCUGCAUAUGCUAGUGUCAUUGUCCAGCAAGUCGAUCUCACGACUUUUGAAGCCGUCGGCACUGCGUACGAAACGACGGGCUAUGAAGCUGCAGGUCUUGUAGCCCACAAUGAUGGGUUUGCGUUAAUGGUAACGAUCCAUGCAACAGGGUCAACUAACUUGCCACCCACUGGAGAUUAUGUCACAGCAAUCAUUCGAGUUACGAAUGGUGUGGAAAGCUGGAGAACUCCUGUCAAUGGCCCAGGUGUUCACCCUAAUACUAUGUUGACUGCUACAACUGAUGCCAACGGAGACUUGGUCUACUCGGAGACUGCUGGUCUCUACGGUGCUUACUUUGUUGUUACUGGGUACACUGGUGAUGCCUCUGGUCACUUCGGCGACUCUAUCCAAUACGUCAACACCAAAGGAGCUCUACAAACCAUCACCGGGGCGAGUAGUGACUUCGGUUGCUCUCACAACACGGGUAUUGGUCUGGAGGCUGCUGAUGCCGCACCGUUUGCCAGCAUCUGUGCCGAGGAUCAAGGCGAUAUCUGGUUGAACACUGAGACACAAUACAUGUCCGGGGUAAAGAUUGCAAACGAAAACACCACGAAUGGCUGCAGCGGAGAACCUAUGGGAGGCAUGUCUGGAUCAUAUUCAAAUCUGGCACUCUUCCCGGAUACCACCAAAUACAUCUUCGCAUGGCAAUCACGGGGAGCUCUCGACUUGACGGAGAAUGCCUGGCUUGGAACUCCAUAUACACAAUGCAGUCCCCGCUGGUUGAACCACAAUGUCGCUAUUGCGACUAUGUCGGACAAAAAUACCCUCACUGGAGCUGAAGCCUCAUCCACAGUUGGCGCGCACAACGGUGAUGGACAGGUCAACUGGAUCACGUACUCCACCACCGAAGACCACCAAAAUGUCCAUGUUGCAACCCUCAACCCCAACCUCGCUCUGGUCACCUGGGAAACGCUUACAAACUUUGAUUGUCAGCCAGUUCCUCUUGGCUGCUCUGGGACUUAUGCUGGAACCUCGUUCCAAUUCGUCGACAGCACUGGUGCCAAGGUUGGCUCACCAACCAGCUCAACAAGCUUCUUUGUCAGUGGUGAUAUUGCCAAUGUGGGUACUAAUAAGGUCUGCUGGCCGUAUGUCGACAUGACUUGGGAUCUCAGUCAACCAUUGGCUUCUGGUACUCCUGUUAGCAAGAUGAGCUUUGCUUGUGCUAGCUCAGGGGACAGCACAGCUGGGACUGCUUCAUCGCCCUCAUCGUCCUCAUCGUCCCCAUCGUCCCCAUCGUCUUCAUCGUCCCCAUCGCCCCCAUCGCCCACACCGUCCACAUCAUCUUCAUCGUCCUCAUCGUCUUCAUCAGUUGUAUCUUCGACUGGCGCUGGAGCGGUUACUUCUUUAAGGACUCAUCAUCAUGUUGCAUCCCGCACAUUUCAAACAAUUACAAUCCCAACUGCUCCUGUUGCCGCAUCGAGGGCUAAUGAAUAUGGUACUUGUGUGUGGUGA
Messenger RNA from Hyaloscypha bicolor E, 1701 nucleotides. RefSeq lists its product as uncharacterized. The transcript has 3 exons. Bases 1 to 1701 code for a protein of 566 amino acids. The record is from RefSeq and is a predicted model, not a curated record. Lineage: Eukaryota; Fungi; Ascomycota; Leotiomycetes; Helotiales; Hyaloscyphaceae.